Emiliania huxleyi CCMP1516 is the source of this 627-nucleotide messenger RNA. RefSeq lists its product as hypothetical. Bases 1 to 627 code for a protein of 208 amino acids. The record is from RefSeq and is a predicted model, not a curated record. Gene Ontology annotation, biological process: protein phosphorylation. The transcript is spliced from 3 exons. NCBI's taxonomy places the organism in Eukaryota, Haptophyta, Isochrysidales, Noelaerhabdaceae. Gene Ontology annotation, molecular function: protein kinase activity; ATP binding.
AUGAUCCUGCACCGCGAUGUUUCGGCGGGCAACAUCCUGCUCGACGAGCGCGGCAACGGCUACCUCGCCGACGUGGGCCUCGCGCGCGCGGCAGAGGCGACGGCCGGCGGCAACCAGCAGGUGUCGCACCUGUCGACGCAGCGCCUCUUCGGCAAGCCAGGCUACAUGGACCCGAUCAUCAUGCACGAUGGCCAGGCCUCGCAACUGACCGACAGCUAUGCGCUCGGCAUCACGCUGCUCGUCAGCCUGACCGGCCGCGGCGCUCUCGGCCUCCUCAACGCGUGCGACUAUGCGCUCGACGAGCCCGACACGGCGGAGGGCAUCGCGGCGGCCGACGCGGGCUGGUCGGCGGCGCAGGCCGAGGAGCUGGCGCUAGUCGAAGCGGCGGGGGAGGUGGGGGAGACGGCGGCAGCCGAGGAGCGCCUGUGUGACCUCUGCUGGGACGCGCCUCGGUCGGUCCGCUUCGCGUGCGGCCACGCGCUGUACUGCGAGACGUGUGCGCCGCGCGUGCUGGAGCGCGACAGCAACUGCCCGGCCUGCCGCCAGCCGGCGCUGCCCAUCGUCGCAACUGGGCGGCUGGUGGCGGCGCAGACGACGUUUUGCUACGACGAUGCGCUUCUGGAUUGA